Molecule: messenger RNA, 1201 nt
Organism: Drosophila teissieri
Lineage: Eukaryota; Metazoa; Arthropoda; Insecta; Diptera; Drosophilidae
Product: UDP-xylose and UDP-N-acetylglucosamine transporter
Exons: 1
Coding region: 84-1079 (331 amino acids)
Biological process (GO): transmembrane transport
Cellular component (GO): endoplasmic reticulum membrane; Golgi membrane
Molecular function (GO): UDP-N-acetylglucosamine transmembrane transporter activity; UDP-xylose transmembrane transporter activity
Source: RefSeq, a predicted model, not a curated record
AAGAAAGUUGGCCUGAAAGCUCGUCAUGGCCCAGAUCGUAGGUUGAAGUUGGUGGGAAUCGUGCACUUUCGUAGCCCAAGUCCAUGCAUUUAUCCAUCCGCGCUGUUUUGGCCAUCUGCGGCGUUUUCCUGGGCUGCUGCAGUGGCGUCGUCUUCCUGGAGCUCCUGGUUAAACUGGAUCCCGGCGCUGGAAACCUUAUAACUGCCGCCCAGUUUGCAUUUAUUGCCGUGGAGGGCUUUAUCUUUACCUCGAAGCUCGGGCUGGCCCAGAGAGUGAUCAGACUGCGGGACUAUGUGCUUCUAGUGGCCAUGUUCUUUCUGACCAGCGUGUGCAACAACUACGUGUUCAAGUUCAAUGUCCCAAUGACGCUGCACAUGAUCAUCCGCGGCGGUUCGCUGAUCUCCAACAUGUGCCUGGGCACGUUAAUCCUGAAUAGGAGCUACCGAUUGAGCCAGUACAUAUCGGUGCUCAUGAUCAGCGUGGGCAUUUUCGUCUGCACAUAUUUUUCCAGUCCGGAUUUGGUUGGUAAGCGGGAGGAUUUGGACAGUAGUGCCGAGGCGGAUAAGUUCCGGUGGAUGUUGGGCGUGGCACUCUUGGUGCUGGCUCUCUUUAUCUCCUCCUACAUGGGCAUUACCCAGGAGUUGCUGUAUCGACGUCAUGGCAAGUGCGCGAGGGAAGCGUUGUAUUACACCCACCUGUUGCCACUGCCUGCCUUUCUGCUCAUGCAGGAAGACAUACGGACGCACUGGUUACUGGCGUUCGCGGGCGAGUCCUACCAGUUGCCCCUCCUGGGCGUGACAGUGCCUAUAAUCCUGCUGUACUUAUUGGGCAACGUGCUGGCGCAGCAUUUGUGCAUCAGCUCCGUUUACACUCUGACCACGGAAUGCAGCUCGCUGACGGUGACUCUGAUCCUGACACUCCGCAAGUUCAUCUCGCUGGUAUUUUCGAUCAUAUACUUUCGAAAUCCCUUCACCUGGUGGCACUGGCUGGGCACAGCGCUCGUCUUUGUGGGCACCUUGCUGUUUGCUGAUGUGAUCAAAGUUCCGAAAUGGAGAAACCAGGCUGUGAAACAGGAAUAGGUUUUACAAGACUUUUUUGUGACGAACAAUGUUAUAAUUCCAUUUACAUUUACAUUUAAGUACAAAUUAAAAUUACAAGACUCUCAUAAUUGUUAUGAAAAGAAGGCAUACAUUAAAAAUAA